Molecule: messenger RNA, 401 nt
Organism: Zychaea mexicana
Lineage: Eukaryota; Fungi; Mucoromycota; Mucoromycetes; Mucorales; Lichtheimiaceae
Exons: 2
Coding region: 11-178 (55 amino acids)
Source: RefSeq, a predicted model, not a curated record
GCAGGUGGGCAUGUUCUUUCACAGUUUUUCAUUAGCAUUUAGUACAAUUUUAAUGAUCAUAUUGCCUUCAGACUAUAUUGGCAUGGGACUCGGCAUUCACAAGUCGAGCAAUAGCAGUAAGAUUCCUUUAACGAUUCGGUGCGAUUCUGGAGAACUCCAACAAGUUUCUUUUCUCUAGUCGGUACCGCCAUCUUGGACAUUGUGGUUGGCCUAAUACAGGGUCAAACAGAGGCAUUAUGGCAUUGUAUCUCAUUUGGCCUGUGUGGGAUUUUGUCUAGUCGUGACAUUUUUACUUAUUCAAUUGUUCUUUAUGCGCAGACACCAUAAAGUAUCGCGCGGCAAGCGACAGAACGUAUGAAGAAAAGAAACGACAGAACGUAUGAAGAAAAGAAACGACAAAA